AUGGCAGCUAUACCCAAUCGUCCCUCGGACUUUGACACCGCCGCGCACACGGAGAAAGAAAGCAUUCCCAAUGGUGUCUCCAACGGGACGAGCGACGCCCUCACCAACGGGCAACCCACGGACAACAUCCACAACAUCACCACCGAUGUGUUGAUCGUGGGUGGCGGGUUCGGGGGCAUGUACGGCCUCUACCAAUUCCGCAAAAUGGGACUGAGGGUCAAGCUCUUCGAGGCUGGCUCGGAUUUUGGUGGCACGUGGUACUGGAACCGGUACCCGGGGGCCCGCGUCGACAGCGAGACGCCCUUCUACAGUCUCUCCAUCCCCGAGGUGUACAGGAAGUGGUAUUUCACGGAGCGCUUCCCGGGACACCAAGAACUCAGGCAGUACUUCAAGCACAUCGACAAGACCCUGGAGCUGAGCAAGGACGCGUACUUCAACACCGUGGUCGUCGAGGCAAAGUUCGACACCGAGACUGACGAGUGGCACGUCCGCACCGACGACGGCGGCCUCGCAAAGGCCAAAUACCUCGUGCUGGCCACGGGGUCGUCCUACAAGAAGCACUACCCCGACUUCAAGGAUCUAGACAAGUUCAAAGGCCGGCUGAUCCACUCGGCCCUGUACCCGGAAGAGGGUCUCGACGUCAAGGGGAAAAAGGUCGGGGUAAUCGGCUCCGGCGCGACAGGUGUCCAGAUCGUGCAGGAACUCGCGCGCGAGGAUUGUCAGUUGACGGCGUUCAUCCGCACCCCGAACGUGGCGCUGCCGAUGCACCAACGCAAACUGACCAAGGAGGAACAAGACGACGCGAAGAACUUUUACCAGGCCUACCUCCUCGCGGCGAAGCAGUGCCGGAGCGGGUUUCCGUACACGCCGGCGUCCAAGACGUUCUUCGAGGCCACGCCCGAAGAGCGGCUCGAGUACUGGGAAGACCUGUGGCAGCGGGGCGGGUUCAGCUUUCUGAUCUCCAACUACCGCGAGUACGGGACCGACAAGGCCGUGAACCGCGAGAUCUACCAGUUCUGGGCGAAGAAGGUGCGCGAGCGGAUCAAGGACCCGUUCAAGAGGGACGUGCUGGCGCCGCUGGACCAGGGCCACUGGUUCGGCACGAAGCGGCCGUCGCUCGAGCAGGACUACUACGAGAUGAUCGACCGGGACAACGUGACGGUGGUGGACCUCAAGGCGACGCCCAUCGUCGAGUUCACCGAGACAGGCGUCAGGACCUCGGACAAAUUACACGAGUUCGACAUCGUCAUCCUCGCCACGGGCUACGACUCUGUCACCGGUUCGCUCAAGGACAUCGGUCUGAUCGGCACCGACGGCGUGCCCCUGACCGAGAAGUGGAAGGAGGGCACGUACACGCACCUCGGCCUGGCCAUCAGCAAGAUGCCCAACAUGUUCAUGGUCUAUUCGCCGCAGGCCCCCACGAGCUUGUCCAACGGCCCGCCCAUCAUCGAGAUGCAGAUCGACUGGAUCUGCGACGCGAUUCGGAAGAUGAAGGAGGAAGGGAUCCGGUACGUCGACGCCAAGGAGGAGGCCGCCAGCAAGUGGCGCGAGGACAUUCAGAAGAUGAAUGCCCUGACGUUGCACCCGGAGUCGAAUAGUUGGUACAUGGGCGCCAACAUCCCCGGAAAGCCGCGCGAGCAGCUCCUCUACCUCGCCGGAGUGGACGCGUACGACGCGGCGACCAAGGAGGCGCUCAAGACGUGGGACGGGUUUGAGGUCGUCAAGAAGUAG
Molecule: messenger RNA, 1731 nt
Organism: Fonsecaea nubica
Lineage: Eukaryota; Fungi; Ascomycota; Eurotiomycetes; Chaetothyriales; Herpotrichiellaceae
Exons: 2
Coding region: 1-1731 (576 amino acids)
Molecular function (GO): oxidoreductase activity
Source: RefSeq, a predicted model, not a curated record